Molecule: messenger RNA, 4756 nt
Organism: Syngnathus acus (greater pipefish)
Lineage: Eukaryota; Metazoa; Chordata; Actinopteri; Syngnathiformes; Syngnathidae
Gene: sulf1
Product: sulfatase 1
Exons: 21
Coding region: 483-4118 (1211 amino acids)
Cellular component (GO): Golgi apparatus; cell surface; endoplasmic reticulum
Molecular function (GO): calcium ion binding; N-acetylglucosamine-6-sulfatase activity; glycosaminoglycan binding
Source: RefSeq, a predicted model, not a curated record
GGCGGCGGCGGCGGGUGAACUGACUGCUGCGGGACGUGUUUCAACAGAUGGUCGAGGUUGGAGGGUGUCAUCACAUCGGAGAGGGGAUUAGAGGAGAGAGGUUGUCUUCCAGGAGCUGUGUGGUCCCCCCUCAGUCCUCCCUCCUCAGCGCCAUCAAGUCCUCUAUGAGCGCACGGAACACUGGCAAGACUCCUUUUGCUGCACGCUGCCAGCCUGCCCUGCUCGGCUCGGCUCUGCCCUGCCUGCCAGCUCGCCUGCUUCUUUUCUUCGCUUCACCCCUGGAGCCGCUGAACCCAUUCAGCCUCCGCCAGCCAGCCAGCGCGCCCGCCCGCCCCUCCUCUAGCCGUGCGGCGGACCAACUUGGCCUCCGGCCACCGUCGCGUGGACGGACCUAAGUUGAGCACAGUCGGGCGUGAGUGAGCGGCCCGGGCGGACCUCCCUCCCUCCCCUCGACCCGACUAAGCGCUCCCCAAACAUCCAAAAUGCUGCCGCGGUGGCUGUCCUGCCUGGCGCUCCUCUGGUGCUUGGCUCCCGGCGUCUCGGCCUACGCCACCACCCGGGCCCAGGGCCUCAGGGGCCGCAUCCAGAGGGACCGCCGCAACAUCCGGCCCAACAUCAUCCUCAUUAUGACUGAUGACCAGGAUGUGGAACUAGGCUCUCUGCAGGUCAUGAACAAAACCCGCAAGAUCAUGGAGGACGGCGGCACCUCCUUCACCAACGCCUUUGUCACCACGCCCAUGUGCUGCCCGUCACGCUCCUCCAUGCUGACGGGCAAGUACGUCCACAACCACAACACCUACACCAACAACGAGAACUGCUCGUCGCCCUCCUGGCAGGCUCAGCACGAGCCGCGCUCCUUUGCCGUCUACCUCAACAACACCGGCUACAGGACAGCCUUUUUCGGCAAGUACCUCAACGAGUACAACGGCAGCUACAUCCCGCCUGGGUGGCGCGAGUGGGUCGGACUCGUCAAAAAUUCCCGCUUCUACAAUUACACCGUCUGUCGGAACGGUUACAAGGAGAAACACGGCGCCAAUUACGCCAAGGACUACUUCACCGACCUGAUCACCAACGACAGCAUUAACUUCUUCCGCAUGUCCAAGAGGAUGUACCCGCACCGUCCGGUGAUGAUGGUCAUCAGCCACGCCGCCCCCCACGGCCCGGAAGACUCGGCCCCGCAGUACGCCGAGUUUUUCCCCAAUGCCUCUCAGCACAUCACGCCCAGUUACAACUACGCCCCCAACAUGGACAAGCACUGGAUCAUGCAGUACACGGGCCCCAUGAAGCCCAUCCACAUGGAGUUCACCAAUUUCCUCCACCGCAAGCGGCUACAGACCCUCAUGUCCGUGGACGACUCCGUACAAAAGGUUUACGACAUGCUGGAGGAGACGGGCGAGCUGGACAACACGUACGUCAUCUACACCGCCGACCACGGCUACCACAUCGGUCAGUUCGGGCUGGUCAAGGGCAAGUCCAUGCCGUACGACUUUGACAUUCGCGUGCCGUUCUUCCUGAGAGGGCCCAACGUGGAGCCCGGCGCAGUAAAUCCUCACCUGGUGCUCAAUAUCGACCUCGCGCCGACCAUCCUCCACAUUGCCGGGCUAGACACGCCCCCGGACAUGGACGGAAAGUCCAUCCUUAAGCUGCUGGAGCAGGAAAGGACCGGCAAUAGAUUCAAACCCAACCGGAAACCCAAAGUCUGGAGGGACACAUUCCUUGUGGAGCGAGGGAAGAUCCUCAGGAAGAAGGACGACUCGGCCAGCACCCAGCACACCAACAGCCUGCCCAAGUACAUGAAAGUGAAGGAGACGUGCCAGCAAGCCGAGUUCCAGACGCCGUGCGAGCAGCCGGGACAGAAGUGGCACUGCGUGGAGGAGAUGACGGGCAAGUGGAGGAUCCAGAAGUGCAAGGGCGGCUCCAAGGAGGGCGGCUCCAAGGAGGGCGGCUCCAAGGAGGGCGGCUCCAAGGAGGGCGGCUCCAAGAGGGCCCGCAGCCUGAGACCCCGCAGCAGCUACGACACCCAGGAGAGGGGCUGCCACUGCUCCGACGCGCUCUACAAGGCCUCCAGGUUGGAACGGCGCUCACACCGCCAGACUUCCCCCGGACAGCGUUAUCGGCCGCGUUUCGUCCACACGCGGGCCGCCAGGUCUCUCUCGGUGGAAUUCGAGGGGCAGAUCUACGACGUGGACCUGCAGGCCGACGACCGAAGCGCCGUACGACGCCGCGCCCUCACCAAGCGCCAGCACGCGCCCGAGGACGAGACGGACUCGGGUUCGGACGACGGCUCCGAGGAGAUGCUGGCGGACGACACCAACGCGGUCGGGUACCCUAAGUCCCUGAAGGUCACCCACAAGUGUUACAUCCUGAUGAACGACUCGGUCCACUGUGAGAGGGAAAUCUACCAGUCCUCCAGAGCCUGGAAAGACCACAAGAGCUACGUGGACCAAGAGAUCGAAGCGCUUCAAGACAAAAUCAAAAAUCUGCGGGAAGUCCGAGGCCAUCUGAAGAGGACGCGGCCAGAUGAAUGUGACUGCGGAAAGAAAAGUUUUUACAGCAAAGGGGAGAGAAGCAAGGCUGAGAGGUUGAAGAAUAGGAAUGAUCAGCUGCAUCCGUUUAAGGAGUCGGCGCACAAUCUGGACGGCAAGACGCAACUGUACAACGAGAUCCGCCGGCGCAAAAAGGAGCGCAAGGAGAAGAAGCGUCUGAAGAAGGGCGACGACUGCAGCCUGCCGGGCCUCACCUGCUUCACCCACGACGACGACCACUGGCAGACCGCCCCCUUCUGGACACUGGGCGGCUUCUGCGCAUGCACCAGCUCCAACAACAACACUUACUGGUGCCUGAGGACCAUCAACGAGACGCACAACACACUCUUCUGCGAGUUCUCCACUGGCUUCCUGGAGUAUUUUGACCUCAACAGCGAUCCCUACCAGCUGACCAACGGCGUGUACGAGGUGGAUCGCGACGUGUUGAACUCUCUUCACGGCCAACUGAUGGAGAUGAGGAGCUGCCAGGGCUACAAGCAGUGCAACCCCAGACCCAAAGGCUCGGACGCGGGGCACUCUGGGACGGACGACAGGGUUAAACUGCCCAACCUGACGGAAGAGGACGUCAACUGGCAGGGACUGGAGGAUCUGUAUAGCAUCAACGAAAGCCUUUACGACUGGAGGCCCGACUACAGCCCGGGAGCGGACGACUGGGCCAACUUCCGCAAGGACCUGGACCGCCUCUUUCAACCGCCUGUUUUUUUUAACCAAUCCCGCCCCACGCUGGACGACGAGCUGGGCUCUGGGGCCGCGGGCAGCGGAGAGGAGGCUGGGGAUGUCUGGCCAGGCCAGGACGUCUGGUUUAGGGGAGACCUUCCCAGGGUCAUCGCGCUCAGCCCUCCGCCGUCACAAGAGAACAAACCCGAUCCCGUUGUCAACGACUUACCCGAGAGGAACGCAGUCCAACCCCAGGGGGACGCCGUACCCACUUCCAUCCUAUUGCCGACACCCGAGCCAGAUCCCGUUAUCAGCGACCCGUCGAAGAGGCAACGAGAGCGGGAGACGGGGCAGCGACCCCGGUGCGUUACUCCGGGGGGCGGCGGCGGCGUCAUUCCCGGCCCCAGCUCAACGCCAGCAUCCUCCCCGCCGAAGAAACAGGACCCCGUUCAGACAGACUCGCUCCAGGUGCCGAGGUCGUGGCCCCAGGUUGUCCCGCCGACGCCCUCGUCUGCUCCGACGCUUGAGAAGAAACCAGAUCCUGUGGCCAAGAGGCAAAGGGGGGGGCGGCCUCAGGUUCCGGUGCGCCAGCUGGAGGAGCUGGAUGGGGACGUGUUUAGCGGCGAGGGCCCGACCGAGCUGCACACACGGCACGACGCUAUCCUGCGCGCUCACAACGCCCGAGAGCUCCACCCCACCCACGUGGACGCCACUCACCCCGGCACCAUUAACGACGAGGGCGACAUUUUCCAGGACCAAGGCUUCCUCCCUCUGCGGCCCAACGUGAGGUCCGGCACUACCGGGAGCCCCCGAGACCGGCCCGCCCCGCCGAGUCGGGGCGCCGCAGUGCCGCCCCUCGCGUUGGUCUUGGAGGGCAGCGGCUCUCUGCCUCAACCAAGCGAUCCGCAACUCUGACCAGACACAUGACUGACACGUCAGUCAUUCAGACUUGCAUAAUGACUUUCAAAGGUAUUUUUUUACUUUAUUAUUAAAUUUAUUAUUAGCUGACAGUGUUAUGAUUUCUUUCAAGAAAAAAAAAUUAUAUAUAUAUAUAUAUAUUUAGAUCAAAGCCUUAAUGCAGCUAAGUGUUGGGAUUGAAAUGGAAUAAUUCCAUGCAUUUUGUUUUUAAGGAGUGUGAGUGCGCGGGAAAAAAAACAACGCUCCCCAAUGCACUUUGGAACUUUUUUUAAUGAUGUCCCUUUUUUUGAAAUAUGUUGGAUGCUACGGUACAAGAGAUUUUGUUGUUUUGUUUUGUUUUCCACUGGUUUAGCUCAUAAAAUGUUGACUUAUUUACAUUGUAAACACAUUUAAACACUUGAAAUUGCGUGUAUGUGUGUGUGUGUGGAAGGUUCGUGUCCCAUUAGUCAUAAAUAAUAGCAAUCAAAAUGGAUUUUCAGACACUAAUUUCAAUCAAUUACAUUCACUUUUGCACAUUGCUUUGGAUUGUAAGGCAUGGUGCUCCUGUAUGAUCGUGCGUGCGUGCGUGCGCCCGAGCGAGCGAGCGAGCAGAUGCUGGUUGCUGGAAAGCCAUGACAAUAAAAACCUCUCAACCA